Messenger RNA from Alosa sapidissima (American shad), 1687 nucleotides. RefSeq lists its product as uncharacterized. Gene Ontology annotation, molecular function: nucleic acid binding; metal ion binding; hydrolase activity. Bases 101 to 1516 code for a protein of 471 amino acids. The transcript is spliced from 4 exons. The record is from RefSeq and is a predicted model, not a curated record. NCBI's taxonomy places the organism in Eukaryota, Metazoa, Chordata, Actinopteri, Clupeiformes, Clupeidae.
GUGUGUCUGGUGAGUAUUUAAGCUGUCACUCUGAGCUGUUCUCCUCACUCUUGUCUGAGCUGACAGAGAACACUUCAUCAUCUCUGAGAACAUCUUCAUCAUGAAGCUGAUUGGUCUGCUGCUGCUGCUGGGUCUCUUCUCAUUGGUGGAGGGGGAGGUUGUUACCUCCUUUGCCGCUACUUGUCCUGACUUCUUCGUUAAGGACCAGAACAUUAGACCCGUCACUCCCACUGUGCUACCUGACCAAAACAGGUACAAGCAGAUCUGCCAGAGGUAUGGGAACGUCUACCGCUACGCCACCCUCUACGACACCCAGAACAGAAUCCCUGUGUACUCAGCCUACACGUACGCUGGAUACAAAUCCGUAGACAGGAAAGACAGCUGGAUGAUUGAGCCUCAGAUUGACGAACCAGGUGCAAGCACAAAGAAAGAGAUGACCACCUCAGAUAAAGUGCCUUUAGAGCUGAGAGGAGUGAAUCAGGCUUUACCCAAAGACUACGCAAACUCCGGCUACCAGAUUGGCCACCUGUACCCCCACUGCCACAACUGUAAUAAGGACCAGGCGGAGUCCACCUUCACCCUGACCAACGCCGCCCCGCAGAACGAAGAGGACAACACUGACUGGUACGGGCAGGUGGAGAAAGUCACGGCCAAUUUGAUCUACAACUGGUGCCUGCAUAGCACUGUCCACGUGGUCACCGGCGUGGUGCCAGGUAAUACAUGGAUAGGUGUAGAUAAUAAAGUUAAUAGAGUGAAUGUGCCCGCCUACUUCUGGUCUGCUUUCUGUUGCACACACAGACUGACAAAUAUUCCUGUUUCAAACGGCUUCCUGGCCCCCACAAAGACAGGGAUGAAGGUACUCCACAAUGACCAAAACCAUGACUGGAAGAUGGUCGCAGAGAGGAUGUCUGUUCAGGUCCUGAAUAAAGAGCUCUCACGUCUUUACGGCUCCAAAUUUGAAGUGUUUGGGAAUGUGUGUCUUGAUGUCAUCGGUGGACCAGACGAGAUGACCACUGACUCAAACGCAGGAGGCUCGGUGGGGGCCAAUCAGGCUGUGGAUGGGGACUAUGAAUAUUCCGGAUACAACAGAGGCCACCUGUACCCCCGCUGCAACAGCUGUGACCAGAAGCAGGAGGAGUCCACCUUCACCCUGACCAACGCCGCACCCCAGAAACAAGCAGAUAACACACAGUGGUACCACCAGGUGGAGAAGUUACAGCAGAAUAUUAACACUUUGUGUAGCAAGAACACAGCCUAUGUAGUGACUGGGGUCAUUCCAGGGAACAAUGUGAUUAAGGGAGGAGUGCACAUCCCCACUCAUUAUUGGUCAGCUUACUGUUGUAGGGAUGUCAAGAAUCAGAACCGGUUUAUAUCUCAGGGCUACAUGCUAGAGAUGACAGGGAUGGGGAAUGCACAGGCUACCUAUCCAACAGUAGCUCAGCUGAAUACUGAUCUUACAACUAAAUACAACAAGCGCUCCUUUAAGGUGUUUGGGACAAUCACAGGCUGUUCUUAAAGCCUACUGUGUGUGUGUGUGUGUGUGUAUGGAUGGGUAGUGUUUGGAAAUAUUCCGGGCUGUCGAUUUGAGCAAUGAGGUAUAAUUCCCCGAAUCAUAUUCCAGUGUGGAUGUAAUGUGUAAAAUCGCUCUGUCUGUAUGUGCUCAUAAACACACACACACACACACACA